AUGGCAAACAAUAGCAGCAACAACAACAACAACAACAACGACGACAAUGAUCUCUUUGAAUCUGCUUUAAACGUCGAAAACUCGGCUUAUGAAGAAGGCUAUCAAGAGGGGAUAAGGGACGGCAGGGUAGCAGGGAUACAAGAAGGGUCCGAGUUUGGCAUUCAAACCGCUUUCCAACGGUAUAUAGCCUUAGGUGUGAUUCUUGGACGUGUAAAAGUUUGGGAUCUUGAGCUUGAAAUGAUUGAAGCCGGUAAUUACACAAAGUCCGACAAAGACCUACCAAAAGAUCAUGAUAAGAUUACCAAGGCGUUUGUGGAGCGCAACAAAGCCUCUCUUGCAAGUUUAAAAUCUCUUUUGAACCAGGACAAAUUACCCAUGACCAACAGUGAUGACGAUGUGGCCCGCCUUGAAGCAAUCAUUCGUAAAGCAAAAUCUAAGGCUAAGAUUAUCUCGUCGUCAUUUCGAAAAUUUAAAGCAGAAAUGUACGGCGCUGAAAAGGCAGAGCAAAUGGAACUGCCUCUUGAAUUUCAUGACGAACGGAUCGCUAAACUGUUAAAGCCGAUCGAUGAAGUUAUUGAAGAUUUCCGAAUAUAA
Messenger RNA from Magnusiomyces paraingens, 594 nucleotides. RefSeq lists its product as uncharacterized. The coding region runs from base 1 to 594 and encodes 197 amino acids. The transcript has 2 exons. NCBI's taxonomy places the organism in Eukaryota, Fungi, Ascomycota, Dipodascomycetes, Dipodascales, Dipodascaceae. The record is from RefSeq and is a predicted model, not a curated record.